This is a messenger RNA of Coturnix japonica (Japanese quail), 2758 nucleotides long. RefSeq names its product testin LIM domain protein (gene TES). The record is from RefSeq and is a predicted model, not a curated record. Gene Ontology annotation, molecular function: zinc ion binding. NCBI's taxonomy places the organism in Eukaryota, Metazoa, Chordata, Aves, Galliformes, Phasianidae.
CGGCUGCAGCCGCUGCCGCAGGGCAGCGGAAGUUUGAGCGCCGCGGCGGAGUGCGAAGGGCGGCGCCGGUUACCGGUGCUGGCGCUUUGGUCUCGGUGUGUCGCCCGCGGCUCCGCUCAGCCGCCUCGAUACCGGCCGGGGGCUGUUCCCUGCCUCGAUCUGCGCCCCGAGCCCUGUGUGCGGUGAUACGGCGGCAUGGACUUGGAAAGCAAAGUGAAAAAGAUGGGCUUGGGCCACGAACAGGGAUUUGGUGCCCCCUGCUUAAAAUGCAAGGAUAAGUGUGAAGGAUUUGAGCUUCAUUUUUGGAGAAAAAUAUGCCGCAACUGCAAAUGUGGCCAGGAAGAGCACGAUGUCCUCACAAGCAAUGAAGAAGACAGGAAAGUGGGGAAACUCUUUGAAGAUACGAAAUAUACAACUCUUAUUGCAAAGCUGAAAAAUGACGGCAUUCCCAUGUAUAAACGUAACGUAAUGAUACUGACUAAUCCGGUGCAAGCCAAGAAAAACAUAUCCAUCAACACUGUGACCUAUGAGUGGGCUCCUCCUGUUCAGAAUCAGACACUUGCUAGACAGUAUAUGCAGAUGCUACCAAAGGAGAAACAGCCUGUUGCUGGCUCAGAAGGCGCUCAGUACAGGAAGAAGCAGUUGGCUAAGCAGCUGCCUGCUCACGAUCAGGAUCCUUCAAAAUGCCAUGAGCUAUCCCCCAAUGAAGUGAAACAGAUGGAACAAUUUGUGAAGAAGUACAAAAAUGAAGCACUUGGUGUAGGAGAUGUGAAGCUCCCCGGUGAGCUGGAAUCUAAAGCUACUGACAAGAAUAACGUUAACAGUGGGGACAGAAGUACCUCAGCUGCUGUAGGAGCAAUGGAGGACAAGUCAGCAGACCAGAAGGCAUCUCAGUAUUCCUGCUAUCGCUGCAAGCUGAACAUGAAAGAAGGUGACCCAGCUGUCUAUGCAGAACGUGCAGGAUAUGACAAACUGUGGCACCCAGCUUGUUUUGUCUGUUGUACCUGUAGCGAACUUCUUGUAGACAUGAUCUAUUUCUGGAAGAAUGGCAACCUGUACUGUGGAAGACAUUAUUGUGAUAGUGAAAAACCCCGCUGUGCUGGAUGCGAUGAGUUAAUAUUCAGCAAUGAAUAUACUCAAGCAGAAGGUCAAAACUGGCAUCUGAAACACUUCUGCUGUUUUGACUGCGACUGUGUUUUAGCUGGAGAAAUCUAUGUCAUGGUGAAUGACAAGCCAGUCUGCAGACCAUGCUACGUGAAGAAGCAUGCUGCGAUUUGCCAAGGUUGUCACAAUGCUAUAGAUCCAGAGGUUCAGCGUGUGACCUACAACAACUUCAAUUGGCAUGCUACACAGGAGUGUUUCUUGUGUUCCUGUUGUAGCAAGUGUUUAAUUGGCCAGAAGUUUAUGCCAGUGGAAGGGAUGGUCUUUUGCUCAGUGGAAUGUAAGAAGAAGAUGAUGUCUUAAGGGGUAACAUGCACAAAACUAAGCAUUGCUCUGUUCCAAAGGCUUUUUUUCUACUGUAAAAUAUGUAGAAUGUGGCAUUUAAGGUUAUGGAAAGUACUAACUAUCAUUUUCCCAAAGAUUUUUUUCUUUCAAUGACUAAUUCAUGUUCUGUAAUCUUGACUCCUUAGCUGUAAUGUUUUAUUCUUUGGGAUUUUGUUCCUGUGUCUUGUGUCGAAUGUCUUCAUAUCCCAGAACUGUAGGAAAAAGUAUGUUAUGAACUCUAUACACUUUAAGGGAACUCUUCACUAUGAAGGAUCUUUUCACUGUGUCCUUUAUAAUGGAAGAAGAAAAUGUGAAUGUGCUCCAUUUUUUUUUCUUAUACAAUCAUGUAUCUUUUCCACUUUCAAUUUGACAAGUUAUUUAUGUCUCAGUUUCCCUGCUAUCAUCAAGCACUUUAGACAAGAUGAUCAGCUUUACUUCCACAUACAGUUUUGUUCACCAGACCUCAGGUGGGCAGGGAGAAUGAAGUUGUUUUAUUUGGGUUUUUUUUAAAAGCUGCAUGUAGGUUUUUUUGCUUCUGGUUGACACAUGGAUUGCUGAAAAAUAGGAACUACUCUCACAUCUAGUUUGUAAAGAACCUGCACCACUGAAAAACUGCGUUAUCUCCUUUAUCUUCUUACUACUUUUUGAAGUUACUUUGCAAGGGUUUCUUUUGCUUCUGCAUUUUGUGAGAGCUUGGUUUGGCUUUGUGGUUGCUUUUCUUUGUUAUUGGAGGGGAGGGAUGAUGGUGAAAUAAAUCUAAGGGGACAUCCUACCCAAAUUAAAAAUCCACUCAUCUUGUGGAUCCGGCUUCAGCUUCUCAUGAAUGUUCUUUUUGCAUAUUGUGCCUUCUGUCAGAGGAGCACAGCACAGGGGUACCGUAUGCAUUUCCCAGUAGGUCAUACUGCAAAAGGUUUGUACUUAGACUUUUGGAUUGUAUGUUCUUAACCAAAGCAGAAAGCAGUCUCAACUAGAAGGCUUCCAGUUUUUGAAUUAAAAGUUCACCCUUAUCUAUUACCUUUGCUUAUCUAAUAAGCCAAAUAAAUCGAUUCCUGUGGCAUUUGUCUUCUUUUCCUCCCCUUAACGAUUAUAGGUCUACAGCAAGACUUGUUAGCUAUCUCUGUGCUGAAGAGGGAAUGGAUCAUCUUUAGCCUAAAAAAAUAAAAUAAAAUAAAAAAUUAAAAACAAAUCCUAUGCAAGUUUUAUGUUCAGCUUUAAGUUUUAUGAUGCUGGUAUUCUAACACUUACAAAUAAACAUUGGUAUUGUUCACUUGAA